This is a messenger RNA of Vigna unguiculata (cowpea), 2235 nucleotides long. Its product is annotated as cysteine-rich receptor-like protein kinase 34. The record is from RefSeq and is a predicted model, not a curated record. Gene Ontology annotation, biological process: protein phosphorylation; defense response to bacterium. Gene Ontology annotation, molecular function: ATP binding; protein serine/threonine kinase activity. NCBI's taxonomy places the organism in Eukaryota, Viridiplantae, Streptophyta, Magnoliopsida, Fabales, Fabaceae. Gene Ontology annotation, cellular component: plasma membrane.
AAAUUUGCGUAAGUCAACUUUAUCUUUUCCACAAGCACAGUUACUUGUGUUAUUAGAAAGCAGUUUCUAUAUCUUAAAAAACUAAUUCCUUGUUUUGAGUCGCAUUCUCUCCUUCAAACAUUUCUCUGACUUUUUCUUUCAACCCUCCCAAUGGCUUCCCACACUGUUCACCUCUCUCUUUUCACUGUACUUCAUCACUCAGUUAUCUUCCUCCUACUCAUUCAGAUACCUCCAUGUUCGAGCUCCAACGAUUCUUACAGCAAUUGCGCGAACCCGAUAAACUGUGGAAAAAUAAGAAACAUGAGUUUUCCAUUCUGGGGAGGGAACCGCCCAAAAGAGUGUGGCCACCCUCUGAUGCAACUCAUCUGCAAAAACGACACCAGCUACAUAACCAUUAAGGAUGUCCAGUACCAGGUUUUGGAAGCAAACCCAGAUAGCCAUACUUUGAAAAUCACCAGACAAGAUUACUGGAUAGACUUAUGCCAACCAACACAUGUCAGCACCACCCUUGACUCUCAGCUCUACGUUUACGAGUCACUCUAUAAAAACCUUACCCUUUCAUAUGAUUGUGCUUUGUUUCCCACCUAUAUUCCUUGUAAUGGAGUUCUUGGGGGAACUUCUGUUUAUACUCAGUUUGGGUCACUUUCUCCCGAGUCUUGCAAAACAAGUGUGGUUGUUCCCGUUCCUCUAUCGUUCAUGGAGAUUAAUAGUUUCAUCCAAGUAUACCAUGCAAUCAAAGAAGGGUUUGUGGUGAGAUGGAUAAUAGGUGUUGAAGAAUGUGACAAGUGUGAAAAAUCAGGUGGAGUAUGCGGUUUUGACGGCUCUUCACACCAAACAUGUUACUGCAGAGAAGGAGCUUGUCCUAAUUUCUCACCAGAUACUCAAGCAUCUUCAGGAAAAGGAAAAGUAUCAUUGCGAAAAUGGAUCUUGAUUGUUGUAUCUACAACUGUUUCUAUGACAUUCAUCUUUUUGUGCUACUAUCUCAUAAAAAGAAAACCAAAAAAGAUCUUUUUGUGCUCCUAUCUGAUAAAGAGAAAAUCGAAAAAGAGCAUUAAGAGUCUUCUAAGAGAAAAUUUUGGUAAUGAAAGUGUUACUUUAGAGCCCCUACAAUUCAACUUGGCUACACUUAAGGCAGCAACCAACAACUUUUCAGAUGAGAAUAGGAUUGGCAAAGGAGGAUUUGGAGAAGUUUAUAAGGGAAUUCUUCUUGAUGGACAACACAUAGCAGUAAAAAGGCUCUCAAAAAAUUCCUCUCAAGGUGCAAAGGAGUUUAAAAACGAAGUUUCGGUGAUAGCUAAACUUCAACAUAGAAAUCUUGUGACAUUCGUUGGUUUUUGUCUCGAAGAGCAAAAUAAGAUUCUUAUAUAUGAAUAUGUACCGAACAAGAGUCUUGACUACUUUUUAUUUGAUUCUCGGCGAUCAAAAUUGUUAAGUUGGAUGGAACGAUAUGAUAUUAUUAGAGGGAUUGCUCGAGGAAUUUUUUAUUUACAUGAGCUUUCUCGACUCAAAGUUAUACAUCGCGAUCUCAAACCAAGUAAUGUUUUAUUAGAUGAAAAUAUGAUUCCAAAAAUUUCAGAUUUUGGGUUAGCUAGAAUUGUUGAAAUAAAUCAAGACCAAGUCGGUACUAAUAGAAUUGUUGGGACAUUUGGAUAUAUGCCUCCAGAAUAUGCAAUGCUUGGACAUUUUUCAGAAAAAUCAGAUGUUUUUAGUUUUGGAGUUAUGAUUUUAGAGAUUAUUACUGGAAAAAAGAAUUUGAGUUCUCACGAACCACAUCUUGUUGCUAAAGGCCUCUUAAGUUAUGUAUGGAGGCAAUGGAGAGAUCAAACAUGGUUAGACAUAUUAGAUCCUAAUAUUAAAGAAACUUAUUCAGAAAUUGAAGUUACUAAAUGUAUUCAAAUUGGUUUGUUAUGCGUUCAACAAAAUCCUGAAGUUAGACCUACAAUGACCGAUGUUCUAUCAUACCUUAGUAGUUAUUUCAAUGAAUUACCAAGUCCACAAGAACCGGCAUUUUUCUUGAAUGAAAGCACGAAUCCAACAAUAUUUGCUCGGGAAUCAAGUAUUAGUCAACCUAUCAACAACUCCAUUCCAUUCUCUAUAAAUAAGAUGUCUGUAAGUGAAUUUUUACCUCGACAGUAAUUUAUUUUUCUUUGGUAUUUUUGUUUAGUAAUUGAUUAUUGGUAUGCAAGUUUUUUCUAUUUUACUUUGGAGAAUAUUAAAAGAAAUAUUCUUCCACGA